GGCAACACCAGUUCUUGAUUUGGAAUGGCAUGCCAAAAAGCGACGAUCUUGUAACGCUGGAAAGAGACAAUGAAUUCUUAGAAUUGGGACGGACAAGGGGCCACGGGAUGGAUUCUUGUCAAUGACCAAAACGGCAGGCGGUCGGUCGUUUUCUGCCCCUCAGUUGCUGAUCGGCCGAUUGCCCCGCCAAACUCCAGGGGUCUGUUGACUUUGUCGCAACAUGUUUUCUCACGCUUCCAUUGAUCAGGCAUCAGCUUUUUCAGCUUAAAGAUUCAUGACAGCGCCAGAACACCAACACCAACAGCAGGCAACAACAACAUUUAUAAUACUCCAGCACCCCACAUUAUCGACUUGCCCGUGUCAUCCCAGACCACACACUCCUUCUUCGAAAAGCUCAACAACCCGCCAAGUUCAGCAUUUUGUGGUCAUCAUGGCGGGGCAAGACGACGGCGAGUGGAGCCAGGUGAAGCGCAGAGGCGGCCGUCUACGCAACAUACCGGCUCCCACGAAUGAGGCCGCAGAUUCCUUGGUCGAUGGCAUCCGCCCAAAUCCUAAACCGGAACUUUCUGUCAACGAUCUCUGGAAAUACCACGAGUCAGUGAACCAAGACUCGCAGUCGACAGAAUGGUGGGAGCAAGUACGCCAACUACUCGACUCCAUCUUGACCAAGCCAGGUCGCCCGGCCAUCACCAGAGCUGUUUUUCUAGGGCCGGGCCCCUAUGAGCCAAGCAAUGGUAGCUCCGUCGCAAGGCGGACGGCCCACAUGCAGACGGCUGCCUUUAGUUAUGUUGUUGAUCAUUUGAAGUCUCAUAAUGGCCCGGACAUCCAAUGUGUGGUCCAGGAACCCCGGUUUACACAGACUGACAAGGAAUUCUGCGCAAAACUCGGACUCGAAGCGGUUGAGAGCCCAAAUGGCUUCUCCUUGGUUAACGAGAGCACACUGCUGUUCGGGAUUCACAUGGAACUUGAGAUUUACAACCGAGCCAUGGCAAUACCCCCGGCAAUAUACGUUGGCGCCAGCUUAGAAGAGUGGGAGAAAGUUGUCGACCACGGUUCAGAAACAGAAGGGCCGCUCGCCGCUUACUCCAAGAUGGAGAAGAGCUACGAUAGAUACGCUUUCCCCGAUCUCGAUUACAUGUUUUCAAGCACGGUAAUGUAUUGUAGGCGGGGCGAAACAUGAACAAGAUAUCCACUA
This is a messenger RNA of Chaetomium fimeti, 1195 nucleotides long. RefSeq lists its product as uncharacterized. The record is from RefSeq and is a predicted model, not a curated record. Lineage: Eukaryota; Fungi; Ascomycota; Sordariomycetes; Sordariales; Chaetomiaceae. Bases 275 to 1180 code for a protein of 301 amino acids. The transcript is spliced from 2 exons.